AUGUUCUGGAGUUUUUUGGAGUUUUAUCGCACAAUCCAGAACGGUACCAAUAAUCAAACAGAUAUAAUCACGUCUCUCGAGGCAAUUAAUAAUAUUCAAGCAGAAAAAAUUAUUUGUCUUGAACAAAAGUUGUCCGCAGUAGAAAACCAGCUGGGCAAUAUGAACUCCGAAAAGCUCGAGCUAGAACAAGCUGUUGCCGAGCUAACAACUUGCCUUCCUGGUGGCAGUCAAGUCAUCAUUAACAGGGUUCAGAAACGAACUAAAGAAGUUCAAGCUUCCUUGGCGGCCUGCGAGAAAGACCUUCAGAGCCGAAAUCUGUAUGUACAAGAAUUAGAGGCAAGAAAUAAAAAUUUGAUGGCCGAAAUGAAUGUCAAGAAAGUGCCGGAGAUUGCAGAAGAUAACCUCAUCCGCUCCUUACAAAAUGAUAAGGCGAAUUUGAAGGCAGAAGUUGAAAUUGUUCAAGCCAAGUUGGACAAGCUUGAAGAAGAGUACUUGGCAUUGGAAGUGGAAGCCGCUCUUUUCGAUAACGAAGAAGAGACCCAGGGGUACAAAUAUAGACUGGAUAAACUUGAACGUGACAAUCGUGAAUCCACGUCUCGAAUUCAGCAUCUCGAAGUAGAGCUUAUUCGCGCCAACGACGAGAAGGAAACUUGGAAGAAGAUGCAUGAAAUAGCCAAAGAACGUUUGCAAGAAACCAACCGCAUUAAAUAUAACAAGGUUGAUCACAAUAAGACCAAGCAAGAACUUGCAUAUACCAAGGAACAACUUGUUAAGUCAGCGGCAGACUAUACGUUGUCCCAAAGAAAACUGGACCAGCUGCAAAAAGCCAUUCGUGAUUUACAAUCCGAAAAUAAUAAAAUUCAACAAAAUCGUGACGAAUUACAAUUACGCGUUGAUAAUUUGACUCGAUCCAAGGCCCGUAACCCCGCAGCCAUAUCCUUCUCCGAACAAGAAAACGCCGAUAUCAACCCUGCUCUUGUAACCAAGAUUAACAGUUUGAAGGCAACCAACCUCAUGUACAAAGACGAGAACAAUUAUUUGAAAGAACACGUUCAUAAACCGACGAUGUCGUUGAGCAAAAACCAGAAUAUGGAUGACCUCUUGAAGUCAGGUUCAUCAGACCAUGAAACAGGCAACAUGGUAGACUACAUGCAUGACAAAUCACCAAGAGAAUCAAAGUCGAAGAGACGCUCUUCUAUCUUAUCACAUCAGCCUACUGAUUCUGUUAUGAUUCCGUCCCGCUCAGUUAAAUCAACUUCGUUGUUGAAUACAGCUUCCUCGCACCAAACACCUAAACUGUCGGAACCCUCCGUUAAUCCUGCUCGUGGACUCAAUGUGACUCUUGGUAAACCAGCUGUCGCCACCCAGCAAGGUCUGCAUAGAUCAGCAUCCAGGUUAUCUCCCCCCGUGUCAGCACGGCCACCCAUCCCAGCUGUUGUGCCUAAGGGUAAGAAGAAGGACAGUCGCCUGAAGAAGUUCGUAAAUAGCCGCAAUCCGGGUAAAUUCAUCGAUAGCCGACCCAUCCUGCUUCCAGUGCACGAUCGACCACCCAGUAUGGAAGAAAGAGUGGCUAAAAAAACCAGAAUGGACAUGCGAUAUGUCUCGAUAGUUGAAGAAUGGGUUCAAAAAAAGAAACUACCCAAUGUCACCGAUUCAGCCAUUGAUAACAUCCUCAAGGAGAUUAACUCCAACUUUAAGGUGAUGAAGUCUAUCGACAAUCCUGAUCCAAAGACCAUGUCUAAGUACGGAAUCGAAGGAUUAUAUCAAAUCGACGCCAAGGCCUUCCACGAUAUUCUUACAAGACUUAGUGCUGAAUUAGUUAAAUGUCUGAAGGCUAAACGCCCUGAUGUCUCCGGCUCUCGUUACCGUCGUUUGUUAUGUCUGUUAUAUAAAUCACGUGGUGAUGUUGAACGUACCAGAACACUCUGCUUUGAUGUCGUUCGUGAAUCAACUUGUAACAACAACACAUUUGCCUGUUUGUACAACAUUGUUUGUGGCUGGCAAGAUAGUCUUGUUUCGGGUAAGAAGCCUUCGUUAUUGUUGAAAGCUGUACAAAGCAGUAUCCAGCAUAUUUAUGAUCAUUCGGGCAUUCCUGACAAUGUCAAGGUAAUGUACACCGAGAUCACCAAACGAUGUGAUUGGAACGCACUAAACCGAAUCCCUCCCACCAGUGAGGUGAUUGAGGAAGUGAUGGUACAACUCCUGCGUCUUGAAGGUGUACCAGUUACAAGUGAGUGA
Molecule: messenger RNA, 2238 nt
Organism: Mucor mucedo
Lineage: Eukaryota; Fungi; Mucoromycota; Mucoromycetes; Mucorales; Mucoraceae
Exons: 5
Coding region: 1-2238 (745 amino acids)
Source: RefSeq, a predicted model, not a curated record